This is a messenger RNA of Aspergillus terreus NIH2624, 903 nucleotides long. Its product is annotated as glycoside hydrolase family 76 protein. NCBI's taxonomy places the organism in Eukaryota, Fungi, Ascomycota, Eurotiomycetes, Eurotiales, Aspergillaceae. Gene Ontology annotation, biological process: fungal-type cell wall biogenesis; carbohydrate catabolic process. The record is from RefSeq and is a predicted model, not a curated record. The transcript is spliced from 3 exons. Gene Ontology annotation, molecular function: mannan endo-1,6-alpha-mannosidase activity. The coding region runs from base 1 to 903 and encodes 300 amino acids.
AUGCUCCUCCCCCUCCCACGGUUCCGAUGGUCGUUGGUCGGCCUGCUCCUGUGCCAGGCGUUGCACAGCGCCGCAAUCUCCCUGGACAUCAGCGAUGAGCAGUCGAUCAAAGAUGCCGCCAGCACGGCGGCCUGGGGCAUGAUGCGCCACUACCAGGGAAACGAGUCCGGCCAGAUCCCGGGUAAACUCCCGAAUACGUGGUGGGAAGGCGGCGCCAUGUUCAUGACCCUCAUCGAGUACUGGCAUUUCACCGGCGACUCGACAUAUAACGACGAGGUGACGGUAGGCAUGCAAUGGCAGGCCGGCGAUGACAACUACUUUCCCUCGAACUGGAGCACAUACCUGCUAACAGCCCAGGGCAACGACGACCAAAUGUUCUGGGGCCUCGCGGCGAUGACCGCCGCGGAGCUGAAGCUCCCGGACGUCUCGGACGGGUACUCGUGGCUGUCGCUGGCGCAGGGGGUGUACAACAUGCAGGUCGGACGGUGGGACACGACGACCUGCAACGGCGGGCUGCGCUGGCAGAUCUGGGCGUACGAGGCGGGAUACGCGAUGAAGAACAGCAUUUCGAACGGCGGGCUGUUCCAGCUGGCGGCGCGGCUGGCGCGGUACACGAACAACGCGACGUACGCCGAGUGGGCGGAGAAGAUCUGGGACUGGUCGGCGUCGGUGCCGUUGCUGAGCAAUUCGACCUGGAACGUGGCCGACUCGACGGAUGUCGAUAAUGGGUGUACGACACAGGGGAAUAACCAGUGGACGUAUAAUUAUGGGGCGUAUUUGGCCGGUGCGGCGUAUAUGUAUAACUACGUGAGUUUCUACAUGGUAUCCGGCAUACGGCGGUGGACGGCUCGACGGCUAACAGAUGGUCGUUUAGACAAACGGCACGGUUUCCAAGUGGACUAA